AUGUCCUUCAAACGGUCGCCUCUCCUGAGCCUCGCUCUCGCACUUGCCCCGCUGGUCGUGGCUGAUGACCGCCCCUACGUCGCCGACUCGGUGUGCAAUUGCUACUUGACCAACUCGUCGGAACGAUACUUCACCAACCACGUCUUCUUCGACUUUCGCAACCUUGGGCAGUAUGCGGGGGUCCCUGACGCCCUCGCCGAUUGGGGCGCGAGUGCCAAUGCACCGGUGACAUCCGACUACUUCAACUCGGACGCGUGGACGUCGGUAUGGAGCAUCCAGUCCUGGAACAACACAGAAGUCAAGGGCAAGAACGGCAACGACGCCACAGUCGACAUGGUCAACUCGGCCAACAACAUCUACAUCGAGCGGAACAGUGACCGGGACGCGUCGUCGGAUACCUUUAUGAGCAUGCGCACCGUGCGUACCCAGGGUUUCCAGUCGUCUGCCGAGAUUGAGUCUAUCUCGAUGGGCUACCACUUCGCCUCCGUCCGGAUGCUCGCCCGCACUAUCGGCGCCCCGGGCGCCUGCACGGCGCUGUUCACCUACCGUGAGGCCGACGCCUACGCCAAUGUCCAGGAGGCCGACAUCGAGGUCCUGACCAAGGACCCCGAGAACCGCAUCCAGUACACGAACCAGCCGUCCUUCACCGCCCAGGGCGACACCAUUGACAAGUCGACACAGAACGGCACGAUGCCCCGCGGCACCUCGUGGCGCGACUGGGCCGUCCACCGCAUCGACUGGGAUGAGAAGGACAGCACCUGGCUCGUCGACGGCUCGAAGGUGUCAAAAAUCGCCUUCCAGGUGCCCCGCGAUCCCAGCCGCAUCAUGCUCAACUCGUGGAGCGACGGCGGGUCAUGGUCGGGAAUCAUGAACGUCAACGAAUCGGCCGUCAUGCAGAUCCAGUGGAUCGACAUGGUCUUCAACACCACCGAAGAGUCCUCCUCCUCGUCGAAGCGCGACGUCGGCCUCCACCGGCACGGACAUGGGCCCGUGGGCCGGCUCGAGCGCCGCGACGGCGACGGCAAGUGCCAGGUCGUGUGCAGUAUCGACUCGUCCGACACCAUCGGCCAGCCCGUGAUGCUGCACAAUGGGACGGCCCCCGGCCAGCUUCUUGGGCAGUCCAGCGCCAUGGCUUUCUGGCUGCCUGUGGCGCUCAUGUCUGCCACCUUCUUCCACCUCUGGGCGUAA
Colletotrichum graminicola M1.001 is the source of this 1188-nucleotide messenger RNA. RefSeq lists its product as uncharacterized. Gene Ontology annotation, biological process: carbohydrate metabolic process. Bases 1 to 1188 code for a protein of 395 amino acids. The record is from RefSeq and is a predicted model, not a curated record. The transcript has a single exon. Gene Ontology annotation, molecular function: hydrolase activity, hydrolyzing O-glycosyl compounds. NCBI's taxonomy places the organism in Eukaryota, Fungi, Ascomycota, Sordariomycetes, Glomerellales, Glomerellaceae.